AUGACGCAAUCGACUAAUCCGCCCCAAACAGAAGCUGAGUUUCUAAUAAUUCUUGGAGUUCAGCCAAAUAAGGCCAAAGAACUUCUUAUGAACAAGAGAGUCAAAAGUAUUGUUGAGCAACUUCAAACCGACCUUAAUUCGCCCGCCCAACUAAGUGCAGGCCAGAAGAAGCUGCUUUACAAGGUAAUUGAAAAGGCCAGUUCUAGAACGGCAGCGACUCGGUAUAGCAAUUUGAUUUUAGCCGAAAAGAUAAGAACUGAAACUGACAUUCUAAAUGCCGAAAGUGUUAUGCAGAAGUAUCCAGAGGCAAGUGCAGAUGAGUUAUGGACGUACAUGGAGCAGAAUGUGCCUAAGACCGAUGAACUAGUUCGCAUUGCUAGUGAGGUUGUAGCUGAAAAUGCAGGUGCGCCGCGAGUAAAGGUUCUAAAAGAGCUAAAGCAUCACUCUCGCCUGCAAUUUGUGCCGCCUCGUGAGAUUAUGGCUCUGUUUGAAAGCAUGUCCUUAUCAGCUACAGUGGAAAAAGAAGUCGCCAAAGAGACUCUCAAUGCGCAGAAAGUAAGUGAGUUACUGGAAAUGGCCACGGCUCCCAUGCCGGCCACACGGACAAUCAACCAAAUCUACCAAAGAGUGACUAUUCCUGAGCACUUGCGUACAUCCAAGGACAGGAAAUGGACCCGGUAUCUUGAAGGUGAAAUGCAAAGCAUGCACACGCCCUUUACCAACUACCAGAAGACGCCUGAAAUUCUAAAAGAGCAUAUUAAGCGUACUAAAGGCCAAGUCCGGGUGCGAUUCCCACCCGAGCCCAAUGGCCACUUGCAUAUUGGCCAUGCCAAGGCCCUUAGUAUUAACUUUGGCUACCGUGACUUUUACAACGGCUGGAUUUCCUUGCGCUAUGACGAUACUAAUCCGAAAGCCGAGAAGACUGAGUACUACGAGAAGAUUGAAGAGAUGGUGCGCUGGAUGGGAUACACACCAGAUGCCAUAACCUGUGCUUCUGACUACUUCCCACGGUUGUACGAGUGUGCUGUUGAGCUUAUCAAAAGAGGCAAAGCCUAUGUCUGCCACCUUUCCCGAAAAGAUGUCUCAGAACGCCGUAAAGAGACCAUGACAAGCAAGAUAGCUAGUCAAGUAAAAGAAAUCGGAGAGGAGGAAGAGCGUGUAAUCAGUCCAUGGCGUGAUCGAUCUGUUGCCGAGAACUUAGCUGAGUUCCAGAAAAUGAAGGACGGCCACUAUGAAGAAGGCGAUGCCGUCCUUCGUAUGAAAAUGGACAUGUCCAGCGACAACCCGCAACUAUGGGACUUAGUUGCCUACCGAGUAGUUAAGCACCCACAUGUUAAAACAGGCGACCAAUGGUGUAUCUAUCCUUCUUAUGAUUUCACUCACUGUCUCACCGACUCAUUUGAAGAUAUUACCCACUCUUUCUGUACUACUGAGUUUAUUAAUUCGCGAACGAGUUAUAAUUGGCUUUGCGAUGCCCUUGAUCUCUAUCGCCCGGUGCAGUGGGAGUAUUCCCGGCUUUCUUUAACCGGAGCGCUACUUAGCAAGCGUUACAUUACCCGGGCUAUUCAAGAGGGUAAAUUCACCGGCUGGAGUGAUCCACGACUCAGUACGUUAGAAGGACUACGAGCUCGAGGCGUGCCACCCCAAAGUAUUCGUCGUUUUGUUGAAUCUUUAGGCAUCACUACAUGCACAAGUGAAAUAUCUCCGCAUAUCUUUGAAAGUAUUAUUCGAGAAGAUCUAAACAAUUCUUCUAAAGCCGUAGCUAUUUUCAACCCACUAGAUCUAAUUCUACCAGAUAAGCGCACCGUGCUUAUUGACCAGAAAGACUUCCGAGCCGGCCCUAAUGAUCCUUCCUUCUUCCGUCUCCAACGCCAGAGUACAGUCCUGCUUAAGGAAGUAGGUCCAGUCGAACUUGUCUCUGAAGACCUUCCUUUACAAGUCCGACCUUCUACCCGACCCCAUUCCGCCGCCAUUCCAUGGCUGCCCACCGAUGCCCCAACUGCCACUCUAGAAGUCAUUCGUGGCCAAGAGACUCAACUCUUCACCAAUGCCCGCAUUUCCCCCGAAGCUGCAAAAGCUCCAGCACAUACCUACUGGCAAUUCCUCCGUAUUGGUUUCUUCAUUCGCCUUGACACUCCCACUCCCCACUUCCGUCUAGUCGUUCCUCUUAAAGCAGCGCCUCUCCUUGAAUAA
This is a messenger RNA of Nematocida homosporus, 2193 nucleotides long. Its product is annotated as glutaminyl-tRNA synthetase. The transcript has a single exon. Bases 1 to 2193 code for a protein of 730 amino acids. Lineage: Eukaryota; Fungi; Microsporidia. Gene Ontology annotation, molecular function: glutamine-tRNA ligase activity; ATP binding. Gene Ontology annotation, cellular component: cytosol. The record is from RefSeq and is a predicted model, not a curated record. Gene Ontology annotation, biological process: translation; glutaminyl-tRNA aminoacylation.